This is a messenger RNA of Protomyces lactucae-debilis, 1740 nucleotides long. RefSeq lists its product as uncharacterized. The record is from RefSeq and is a predicted model, not a curated record. The coding region runs from base 253 to 1704 and encodes 483 amino acids. The transcript has a single exon. NCBI's taxonomy places the organism in Eukaryota, Fungi, Ascomycota, Taphrinomycetes, Taphrinales, Protomycetaceae.
CACAACACCACACGCUCAACCUGCUGCUCAAGCCUACUAGUACUACGGCCCUCACAUUGCUGAUACUCUCUCUGAAUACUGCCACUCUGCCUCUCAUGAUUGCUGUACGUCAUCUGCUGGUCGAUGUCCUUGAUUGACUCAAUUUGACACGCCCGACGUGGAGCUAGCCUCACAUCAUGUUUGGAAUAGACGACUCGUUACGAAAGUUAAAGAAGGGCUUCAUCACUCUGGUCCCUUGACCUUUAAACUACAAUGACUGUGCCAAGCUACAGCGAGGCUAUGGAGUCGCAAAUCAAGCGUCAUCCAAAGCUACAUCGCAAAGCCAAGCGAGCAGUCAAGCAGUUCGUUCAUUCCUUUCGCUUCAAAGACCGCUUGCAUCUUCACAGAAAGCGCGAUGAUAGGCCUUUACUAUCCACAGAAACUCGGCAAGGCAUCACGACGAUUCCCCUUCCUGCUGCGCCCAGUAUCACAACACCAUUCGAUGGAAGCCACUGGCCAUCGUACCCAGUCGAUCAAGCAAAACGGCAGAAACUCGCCAACCUGAUAUCUGAAAAGCUAGACGAGGCUGAAGCACGCGGUGAGUCUGGCGAGGAGGUGGAAAAGACACUGCGAGAGGAAGUUUUCACAAAGGUGCUCAAGUCUUCCACGCUACAUCUCACGAGACGUGUGCUGGGGGACGAAUCUGAAAAUUAUGUUCAGUCGAUUGGCGAUACUAUUCUUGGGCUCCAAGCAAGAAUUGACGUCCAGAUGAAGCUGUUUCUCGACAAGGCCAGAAAAAUCAUGCCAAGUAUGACUGACAAGGAUCUUAAACGAGCGGCUACCAAUGUGUGGCCUUGUCUGUGCUUCCAAUUACUGUGUGACAUGGAGCCAGACCUGACAGACCCCAUUGUUGGCAUGUCCAUGCUGUAUCCGCUCACUGAUGAUCUCGUUGAUGAUCCCAAGCUCUCCAAAGAACAGAAAGCUUCUUUCUUGCGUCGAUUUGGCGACCUCGUAGCGACCGGCAAGGGUAUGCACGAUGGCUCACAAAAGGAACGCGACAUCUGGAACAUCUUUAGGAUGAUCGAAAAGAACACCUCACGUCUGCGAUUUCCCUUGACGUACCGCAGCCUCAACGACUUGCUCACGGCUCAAGCAGACAGUCGCGUUCAAUUUGGCGGCAAUAAGUUUGGCUUGCCUAUUCCAAGCUUUGUCGCCGUGUGGGAAGUCACAGUCCGCAAAGGUGCCCUCAGCAUUCUAUCUGAUGCGUAUAUUGUUAAGGGUCGUUUGACUGAUGAGGAGGCAUCAUUUGCAGCACAUUUCGGUGCUCUGACGCAAUACCUCAAUGAUGGCAGAGGUUUGAAGAGUGAUUUGGAAGAAGGUCAAUACACGCCCUUCAAUAUGGCUAUGACUUGGGGUCCGGACUGCAUGGAUACGGUCAUGGGCUAUGCUUUGACUCACUUUUUUGAGACCUUCAGUCAUGAGGAGCAUCUUUCAAUCUGUCGCCAGAAUCCCAAAAAACUCGCCUUCAUGGCGACCAUGUUUUCAUUCUUGAGCUUCAAGCUGUUUGAGGCUGUGGCCAUAAAUCAGGAAGCCUUCACCCGUGCGUUCCUGGACAAGAUUGAGGAAAUAUCGCCACUGCCACUUGAUCUCAUGCAGCGACUUUGGAGCAUGCAAUACAAGGAGAAUUCGAAUGCAGAGAUCUUGCCUGGCAUGCACAGCGAGUAGCCCUAACUUUGUACCACUACAUAGCAAUGCUUAAAA